Molecule: messenger RNA, 3407 nt
Organism: Thamnophis sirtalis
Lineage: Eukaryota; Metazoa; Chordata; Lepidosauria; Squamata; Natricidae
Source: RefSeq, a predicted model, not a curated record
AUGACCAAAUCACCGCAUCCAAAUAUUUUCAGUGGAAAUAAUGUUGAAGAAACAGUGGUGGAUAACAUUUAUCUCCCUGAGGUAUCCCACGUGGUAUUGCCCCACGUCAAGUUGUCCUGCAGGCCCGUGACGAUCUGCGGCGAAGUGACCAUUCUGCACGGAGGAUUCCUGCUGGCGUCCAGGCUGUGCCAUCCUAAAUCGUUAUCCGAACUGGCCAAAUCUGACUGGCCGGUGGUGGGCAAACCCAUCCUGGAAGCCCUGCAAGAGAUCUGCACCUCCUAUUCCUGUUAUCCACCCCAGCCCAACCUCUGGAAGAAAAAAGCCGCCGUUGUCCUUUGGUCCAAACUCAUCCUCUCGGGCGUCCCGUCCGACGAAAGGUGGAAGAGCGAUGCUUUCUUCUCCGUCAGCAACGCGAUCCCGGAGAUCAACCAUACUGUUCUCUUUGAGCUCUUCAAGGCCAUCAACGCGCCCCGGCUUUUCACCCAGCUGCUUCUGGCGUUGCCGGAUGCCCUUUGCCAAAAAGAACUUCGGAUGUUCGUGGAGUACGUCUCCAAGGAUACGUCUCCGGCGGACGCCGCAUUCUUCCUGGACGUUUGGUGGGAGAUUAUGAAGCACAAAAGAGGCGAGGAAGACCGCUUGGUGCUGCUCUUCCAAAACGUCACCCACCAACACGUUUUGGAGUCCGAAGAACUGGACCAGCCUCCCAAGAGGUUCAAGAGCGGCCCUUCAUCCGUGCCGGAGAACUCCGCCGUCCAUCUCGUCCUCCCGAUCUUGACUGAAGGGCUCAAAACGAUCAAAGACAACCUCGGAUCGAGCAGGAUGAAGUGUUACGCCCUUGCUAACUUAGUGGAUGUCUUGUCUGCCUUGAUGACCACCGAGUGCGAAGCGAAGGUGUUAUCUCCUCAGGCUUACUUGGAGAAGAUCUCCUCGGUGGUGACCCUCUGGAGCAGUGACGGUGAAAACCGGUACAGCAAGAAGGACUUGGAUGCGAAGGUGAAGGAAGCCGAGAGGAGCAUGAGUUUGCUGGACAUGGUCAAGUUGUCCAAGCAAUCGGUGUUCUCCAACCUAAGUUUCCUCCUCUCCUUGCUGAAGGAGUGGUCUUCAGAUCUCCUGGUCUUCUUGAAUGAUCCACGGCAGGUCUGCUACGAAAGCUACCGGCUCCUCGAAUGCUUGGCAUCUUUGCAGAAGAGGUCGGCUGAUUGCGGUCCGGAGGACCUCGACCAAGCCCGAGUGAUGUUGGAAUUGAGCAAAGUCAUCGCAGACCUCCUGAAGAAGGUCCACCCUGAGACUUGGGGGAAGAGCGAUGCCGGCGAUCUGGUGGCCUCGGUCGCCAUGGUGAUCAUUGACAAGAAAAUGGACCGACACAAAGACGUGUGCUCCGUGUUUGCGAAGGAGAAGAGCUGGGCCUUGAGCAAGGAUUGGGUGGCUUGCCUCGUGAAGAAUAAAGAACUCUUCCAGGAUCCAGAACUGAUCUUGAAGUUGCUGGAGACCGUCGCAUCUCUAGAAUCCUCUAAGGAUACAUCCAGAAACCAAAAAGAACAACAAACCAAGAUGGUCAUGAUCAUCCUCGAGUGUUACACCGAACUUUCCUUGCCGGAUAAGAACAAGGUCAUUGCUGGCGUUUUGGCGACCUGGGGCAGACAAGGCGUCUCCAAGCUGAUGGUAGCGUUCUCGGAACGAUUUCAGGAGGAACUCAACGUGGCCUUCAACCAGAUCAUCAAGAGCGCCUCUGGGGAAACUUUUAAGAAAGCCAUCCUUGCUGUGUCUCGGCUGGUGGUCCUCAACCCAGAAGGUACCAUCAAGAAGAUCAGCAAUUUAGCUAUCGCCAACUUGGGAACCCAUCAGUACUUGGCCGAGAUCCUCUGUUCAUUCCCAGCUCUGAACUUCCAAGAACCUCAGGGUCAACCCGACGUCUCCGUCCACUUUCUCCUAGAAUGUUUGAAGGAGGCGGUGUGGGACCGUCUCUCUUUCCCCAAGGAGAAGGAGCAGUUUUUAGAGUUCCUAGUUCACCUCAUGCAGCCAAGUGGGACAAGCCCCCUCCUCUCUCCUCCAGACGUAAUCCAAAGCUUGAUCUUCCCGUUUCUGAAAUCAGAUUCUCCCCGGAUUGAGCUCUGCUUGCAGAUCCUCGACAAGGCUUUGAAAGUCCCAUCGGAACAGAGCUGGAUUCAUACCUGCCACCCGUUUCCCCUCGUCUUUUCUCUCUGCAAACUCCUGGAUGGGUUCUGCCAAUAUUGGCACCAACCACAAGACCAAGAGAGGUGUUCCUUGGAGACCAAAGAUUUGGUGGUCACCAACCUAGCCCAGCUUUGUGAUAUCCUUCUGGUCCAGAAGGACUCCUUGUCUCCACAGCUGUGGACCCAAUCGGUCGCCUGGUUGCACAAGAAGAUCAGCGUCUUGGACUGGACCAUCGGCCUCCGUGUGAAGAACCUCUUUGGGGAACAUUUCAAGAACGAAGUCCCGGCUACUCUUUUCGAGGUGUGUAAGCUUCCGGAGGAGGAAUGGACCAGCCGUCCGCUCCCAAAUUAUGGGCCAGGCAGUGGGUUGCUGGCUUGGUUGGAGACGUGUUGCGUCUCAACGGCCCUGCGGGAGCAGAUGCUCGUUCUCCUCGUGAUUAACGUGGACAACCCCGAAGAAGUCAACCUCUUCAGCAAAGGGUUCUUGGUGGCCCUUGUGCAGGUCUUUCCGUGGUGUAGCCAAAGCGAGUGGAGAAGACUUGUCCACGUGAUCAAAAGUCUCUUGGAACGGGAGAUCCUCUAUGUACCUUACUCGCUGGAGUAUGUCCAGUAUUUACCGUUGUUGAACCUCCGGCCUUUUGCCUACCACCUCCAGUUGUCCGUGCUUCUCCUGCGGGCCUUCCAGUUCCUCUGCGGUUCCAGCGGCACGACAUGGAUGCCAACGGAGGCAUGGAAACACGUAGGAAGGCUCUACUGCCUCGGCUUAUCCGAUCUGCUGGGAUCGGUGAAGACCAUCGCCCGUGGCCAGUUUCACUCUGCGGAAGAGAAGAACGUCAUCCGGGAGUUGUCCUUUGUUUACAUCCAGAUGUUCUGCCACGCGCUUCACGUGGCCGCUAUGCUGCCCAACCACGGCACUGAGGAACCUCUCCUGCUCCUCUCCUUGGAGAUCCUCUCGCAGUACGAGAUGCUGUACGACCUCGACGAAUCGCUGGGGAGCGCCCUGCGCAAGGCGAACGAGGCCCACUUCCUGGAGUCCAUCGUGGAGAACGUCACCAACAAGGAACUGCGCACCAUGCUUCUCCAUAAGCUCCAUAAGCUCUGAGGAUCCAAAUUCGGGUUCUAGGAGGCGCGUCGGUUGGGGUUGGAGAGAAGCCAAAACAGCGUUCAAGUCGCGGAGAGAAAAACCACAGCGGGAAAUUUGCAAGAUCUAUAAUAAACCUUUAUUAUGUCUUU